Messenger RNA from Anastrepha obliqua, 2547 nucleotides. RefSeq names its product vacuolar protein sorting-associated protein 37A (gene Vsp37A). Gene Ontology annotation, biological process: ubiquitin-dependent protein catabolic process via the multivesicular body sorting pathway; protein targeting to vacuole; protein targeting to membrane. The transcript has 5 exons. Gene Ontology annotation, cellular component: ESCRT I complex. The record is from RefSeq and is a predicted model, not a curated record. Lineage: Eukaryota; Metazoa; Arthropoda; Insecta; Diptera; Tephritidae. Bases 469 to 1494 code for a protein of 341 amino acids.
UACUUUGCAAUAAUUUAGUCGUCAUACGUUUUUUGUUUACUGUGGAAAUUAAAUUCCUUCUCCGGCAGUUCUCUUCUCAUACAUUUACCAAUUUUCGAUAUUGUAAAUCUUGGCACAAAAAACAAAAAAAAAAAAGAAUGAAUAAAAUUUUAAUACCAAAUACGAAGUUGAAAUUAAACUAGUGCAUGCUAUGUCGACGGAGAACAAUUGCAAUAUACAUACACACAUAUAUGAACAGUAAAUAAAAGUUAAAUAAAUUAGCAAUAAAAGUGCAAAACCACAGCUUAUUGCAAUCUUUUUAAGUAGCCAUACUGCCUUUCACGCAGAGAGUAGUUAGUUAACAUAAUGGAAACAUAAACUUGAUUUGCUAUGUGAGUAAUAGGAAGUGCUGAAUUAUUUCAGAGGAGAAGUUGGCAGAUAAAAUAUAGAAAAGCAGGAUAAGCAGAUUAAAUCAAUUCGCCUUGUAAAAUGCUCCCACGGCCGCAAGGAGCGCAACAGCAGCAAACGAAAUGUUCCAAUUUGGAUUUUCGCAAACGCCAAAUUGAUACAUUAAAAAUAUUCAACGAUAAUGUUGUUGAAGUUGCGGAGCAGGAAGAAUAUUGCAUACAUUUCGAGUCUGGUGGGCGAACGUUGUUACUUGCGGUACAACUAGGUGCGAAUUUUCCCAAUGAACGACCUAAAUUAGUUAUAUCACCAACUGUGCAGCAUCAUUGGGUGAAUUCGGCGACUGGUGAAGUUGAAACGGCGCCUGGAUUGCUCAAUUACUCUCCCCAUUCGGAUCUGGGCCGCGUUGUGCAGGCUAUUAUACGUGAAUAUGAGCGUUUCCCGCCACCCAUUGUCAAUGCCGGUAGCCCAAUCAAUAUACCAUCCCGUUCGAGCAACACCAACACCAACGCUAUGGGUACACCAACAACCGUGGCGGCAAAAUCUUUGGAUAGCAGCAAAGAGAAUUCGCCAUUAGAUUCUGCUAAAUCUUCUAAAAUCAAUGAAAGUAGUUUACCAAAUCUCUCCACAUUGUCGCUGGACGAGCUGAAGCAGCUGGACACUGAUCCGCAGUUUUUCGAUGAUUUUAUUGAAGAGAUGUCUGUAGUACAACAUUUAAAUGAGGAGCUUGAUUCGAUGAUCAGCCAGGUGGAGAUUAUAUCACGUGAGAAUGAAUCUAAAGAAACGAAUUUGAUUGAAUUAAAACGCAAACUAAGCGACGAUGUGACUGCGCUUAAAAAUCUCGGUGAAAAAUGCGAUCAGCUGAACAAAAAGUACUUAAAAAAGUCAGAGGAGUAUGCGCCGCAACACAUACGCGAACUGCUACAAAUUGCCGCCUCAAAUGCAGACUGUGAUUGCGAUCGUCACGUAGAGCAUUUUCUCAAUGGGAAAAUCGAUGUACAAACAUUCUUAAAUAAUUACACACAUUCGAAAAAAGUAAGUGCCGAACGUAAAGCCAAAGAAGAGCGUUUGGGCCAUCAACUGAGCGCAUUGGAACGUGCCGGUAUAUAAGCUAUACGGCUAAUGUAACACAUACGGUAUUAUAUUAUUGUAUAUGUACUUUCUUGCACGUGAUUUAGCUUUCCUAAGGUAUGCAGUAGUUUUGAAUCUGGCAAAAAAAAACCAAAAAAAAAAAAAAAAAAUAGCAAAGCUAAAGGCUACCCAAACAAAUUGCUACGUCACAGGUUUUGCAGCAAAUUGAUAGCCAACUUUCUUUAAUUACCUAUGCAUUACAGUUUAGUCAUUAAGCUUGUAUUUUCGACCCAAUGGCUAACGUAUGAAGUCAGUUUUACUGUAUUAGGUGUCUUGUGAUGUUUAUAUUAUUAGUAAAUCUCCACAAUAAUUGGUGUCCAUCUCGUAUAAGAACAAGAAAAAAAAAGGAAAAAGGAAAUUAUUCAAUCAUAGUCAAGCAUUAAUAUAUUUUUAGUGAGAAAUUUUUUUUCUUAUAAAGAAAAAAUGCAAUAUAAGUAAAUAUAGUUCUCUUAAUUAAAUUAUUAAUCUGCCCAAGUAAGUUACGUUGUUAUGUCUAUAUAGUUAAUAAUAUAGUAAUACUAUAAAAUGCGCUAAAUUAGAGUGAGAGUGCCUAUAAGGACGAGAAACCGCUGUAUCAUCUGUUCGUCUAACCAAACUCGGCAAUGUAAUUUCAGCACAAAAAAGAAGAAAAUUAAUAAAAAAAAAAACCAAACAAAUUGAUUUUAAUCUGUGGCAGUUGGUUUUUAGUGUGGUGAAAAUACCUUCUCGAGUUUUGUUGGAAAAAUUUAGUAUAUUGCAGCUUCUCGUUUUGAGGCGUGCUCUGCUAUAGCUCUUCAAAUGCAUAAAUAAAACUGAAUAAAUACGAGUACAUACAUACGUGAUGAGUGCAUUUAAUUAUUUAAUUAUUUUAUUUUGUGCAAUUACUAUUCAUUGCUUAGUAAUGUGAAUGCAUUGUAAUAAAACUGCAAAGUCAACCAGAACUUAUUGUGAUGUCAUUUAACACCAUAGAAAUAAGCAGAUAUUACUGGCAAAAUUUGUAUAUUUGAUUCAUUGCAAAUAAAUUGAAUUCCAAUAAAAUAUUAUAUUAAACGA